Molecule: messenger RNA, 2149 nt
Organism: Galleria mellonella (greater wax moth)
Lineage: Eukaryota; Metazoa; Arthropoda; Insecta; Lepidoptera; Pyralidae
Product: cytochrome P450 4C1-like
Exons: 9
Coding region: 39-1547 (502 amino acids)
Molecular function (GO): monooxygenase activity; heme binding; oxidoreductase activity, acting on paired donors, with incorporation or reduction of molecular oxygen
Source: RefSeq, a predicted model, not a curated record
AUCAGUAACUUUUGCUCAGUUUUGCAAUAUCUUUGAAUAUGAUAUACGUAAUAUUAAUAAUUAUUGUGGUAACAUUGGUGCUUUUGCACCUAUACAUCAACUACCAUGAGGAGGCCAGAGAGUUUCUGAAGAUACCCGGACUGAAGGACAGAUUCUUGAUUGGGAAUGCUUUGGAAAUAUUUAUAUCGCCAGAUAAACUUUUUGAUUUAAGGGCUGCAGUGGCUAAACAGUUCAAAGGGAUAUUCAGAUUUUACUCGUACCCUUACAAAUCUAUAAUUAUUUAUAAUCCGGAAGAUGCCGAGAUUAUAUUGUCUGGUAUGAAAUUUUCCGAGAAAUCUCGUAUAUAUGAAAUUAUCAAGCCGUGGUUGGCAGAUGGAUUACUUCUCAGCAGUGGUGCAAAAUGGCAACAAAGAAGAAAGAUCCUGACACCUGCCUUUCAUUUUGAUAUUCUUCGUCAAUUCCAUAUAACUAUGGAGGAGAACAGUAAACAAUUGACGGAAACCUUAGAGAAGAAUAUAGAGGAAACUAUUAAUAUCAAGCCCGUUAUCACUGAUUACACGCUCAACACAAUUUGUGAAACAGCAAUGGGAACGAAGUUGUCAGAGGAAACCUCAGCUGCAGGAAAGACUUAUAAAAAUGCAGUACUUGAACUUGGUAAAACGUUUGCAGAGCGCUUCAUAAAAGUGUACUUAUUCUUCGAGUUUAUUUUUAGUUUGUCUUCAUUGAAGACUAAACAGCAGAAGACUAUACAAAUUGUGCAAAAAUUCACAGAAGAAGUUAUUAAUAAGAGAAAGGAAUACAUAGAUCAAAAUGGGUCAGUUAUUAAUCCUACAGAACCGUACGGAGAUGGUGUUUAUAAGAAAAGAAAGAAAGCUGCUUUUUUAGAUCUAUUACUUGCUGCUGAGAAUGAGGGGCAAAUUGAUAGAAGCGGAAUACAAGAAGAAGUUGAUACAUUCAUGUUUGAGGGCCACGACACAACAGCAUCUGGGAUUACAUUUCUACUUCUGAUGCUUGCAAAUCAUCAAGACAUACAGGAAAAAGUUUAUCAGGAAAUGAAGAGCAUCUUUGGUGAUUCCACGAGACCAGCUACUACUGAUGAUUUAGCUCAAAUGAAAUACUUGGAACUUUGUAUAAAAGAGACUUUAAGGCUUUAUCCACCAGUUCACUUAGUGGCAAGGAAGUUAAAGGAACCGGUAAAGUUGAGUAAUUACAAUAUCCCAGCUGGAACCGAGUGCCUAAUUUUUAUAUUUGACCUACAUCGCCGCGAAGACUUAUAUAAAAAUGCUCUGACUUUUGAUCCUGAUAGAUUUUUACCUGAAAACAGUGUUGAUCGACAUCCAUACGCUUACAUACCUUUCAGUGCUGGACCUAGAAAUUGUAUAGGUAAAAAGUUUGCAAUCAUGGAAAUGAAAUCAGCAACAUCAGCAAUUAUUCGACGUUUUAAACUUGAAGCAAUAACCAAACCAGAAGAAAUAAGGUUUGUUGGUGAUAUGAUUUUGCGAUCCAUUGAUCCAAUUUAUAUGAAGGUUGUCAAAAGAAAAAUAUAAAAUCUAAAAAUUAUUACAGAAUCUCCCUAGUUCACUAUAUUUUUAAAAUUUUUGUAAAAUGUCAAUAUUUGACUUGUAACGUUAAAGAAUUCCACUCGCAGUUAUUAGUUUAUUUUUAUAUCCAUAUUUUUGAUAAUCAUACGUAUUAUGUAAAUAGUAAUUUUACAUUUUAUAAAUUCAUAUCUAUGUAUUAUUACAUAUAUAAUAUAAAAUAAAAAUAAAUAAUAAAAUAAUAAUAUAAAAAUCAAAACAGUUGCUUAUUACUACGACUAUUAUCCACUACUAUACAUUUCUGAAAGAUGACCCGAAAUUUCUCAAUUGGCUGUGCCCUGUGCGUUCUUAAUUACACCACGAGACGGAUAUAACUAGUUCUAAAGCCUGAUGUAGUUGUGUUUACCGUGUUAUGAACGGGGGUUGAAUUCUUGUUGAAAAUAUAUAACAGUUCGAAUAUAGGUAGGUAUACAUUAAUAACAUUUUUUUGGAAUUUGUGUUUGUUAAGACAAAAUUCGUAAAAGUUUAAAGUAACAUAUGUACAAUAAUUUUAAUCCAAAUGUAUUUACAUGAGCAAAAUUAAUAUUGCAUAAACUUUUAGAAUGUACAAA